CAGAUUGCAUGAUGUUGAUGAUUGACAGCGGUACGGACCAAUGCGCGGACGUGUUCGGUCGUACCCCCUAGUUGAUCUCAGAGCGACGUUCAAGGGAACAUUUGUUCGGGACAUGGUACCCUUUAUGUCGGUUGAUUGUAGCUUGUAACAGUUUGUACUAUUCUUUAAACAGGAUUUAAACUGAAGCGGGGGAUUGUUAUUUUAAGCUAUAGCGGUAAAGGAUCUGUUGAAUGUUUGCAUUUUAUUGCCAGUACGCCGUUUAGGUUUAGCUUGAGGUUUAACGAAGUGGAAGAGUUCAGUGUGGAAGGAAAAGCACUCCUUGGCUUCGCCUGUGGAUCCACUCGGUCUAGAGUGCAUUCUCAACAUCACAGCUGCGGAUCAGUUACUGAUGGGUACAUACUGUAAGGCAACACACCACAAGAACUGUAAAUCAUUCGGAAGAAACAGGACUUGGGAAAGAAUGAAGACAACCUAGAUAUUGUUGCCACAGAACUGUUGAAGACUACAUUUUUGUUGAAGUAUAAACUCACAGCCAUUUGAACCAGCAGAUGUGUAUCUGGACUAAGCACAUAGAGAAACCUGAAAAGUAACUUUGCUUAUUGAGGCUCAUCUUCCAAAAGAACACUUUGAGUUGAAGUGAUCAGUAUGAGUGCUGAAGGAUAUCAAUACAGAGCGCUUUAUGAGUACAAGAAAGAUAGGGAGGAGGACAUUGAUCUGCAUGUGGGGGAUAUACUGCUGGUAAGCAAAGGAGCGCUGGUGGCUCUUGGUUACACUGAUGGCCUGGAGCAGAGACCCGAUGAGAUCGGCUGGUUGCCGGGCUUCAAUGAAACCACCCAGGAAAAGGGGGACUUCCCUGGGACGUAUGUGGAGUACAUCGGAAAGAAAUGGAUCUCUCCUCCAACACCCAAGCCAAGGCCCCUCAGACCCUUACCUGUUGCUCCAGGCUCCUUCAAGGCCGAUACAGACUUUGACUCAGAGCAAGGCCUCUGUCUGCUGGACUUGACAGAGCAGUUCUCCCUCCCAGACACAGCUCCUGCCAUGCUGGUCAAACUGCUGGAGGCUAUUGAGAGAAAAGGUCUGGAUAACCCCACUUUAUAUCGAACUUUCACCGCUGGUGCUGGACUUGAAGUGCGACAGUAUUUUGAUUGUGAUCCUCCCUCAACAGACCUGGACCAGUUAGAACUUUCGGUCCUGUGUGAUGGUCUGCGCAGGUACCUGCAGGAUCUUCCACAGCCCAUUAUCCCCACUUCACUAUACCCUCAGAUGGUCCUUACUGCCAAAGAGGUGGUGAAUCCCGAGGAAUGUGCCCAGCUGCUGCGUCGUGUUGCCAGCACUCCCAGCCUGCCUCCGCAGUAUUGGCUAACUCUCCAGCAUCUGCUAAGGCAUUUCACCAGAGUGUGCAAAAGUGGCUCUAAGAACCUGCUCAGUGCUAGAACCCUUGGCGAGAUCUUCAGCCCUGUGUUUUUCAGACCACAGGCCACCAGUUGUGAACCCAGCCUGGAUAUUCACAUCAAGAUCAUUGAGGUUCUGGUGACCAGUGAAUGGAGUGAAAGUCAGGCUGCUCCAGCUCUACCUCCAAAGCCACCUAAGCCCACAUCUGUGACUAACAACGGUAUGAACAACAUGGCUCUACAAGAUGCUGAAUGGUACUGGGGAGAUAUCUCAAGGGAGGAGGUCAAUGAGAAGCUGAGGGACACUGCGGACGGUACGUUUUUGGUGCGAGACGCCUCAACGAAAAUGCACGGAGACUACACUCUGACUCUGAGGAAAGGAGGCAACAACAAACUCAUUAAAAUAUUCCAUCGGGAUGGGAAGUACGGCUUCUCAGACCCUCUGACCUUCAGCUCUGUUGUCGAGCUCAUCAACCACUAUCGCAACGAAUCACUGGCUCAGUACAACCCCAAGCUAGAUGUCAAGCUGCUCUAUCCAGUCUCCAAACACCAGCAGGAUCAAGUGGUGAAAGAAGACAAUAUCGAAGCUGUGGGGAGGAAGCUCUGUGAGUACCACCAACAGUACCAGGAGAAGAACAAAGAGUACGACCGUCUGUAUGAAGAGUACACGCGAACAUCACAAGAAAUCCAAAUGAAAAGGACAGCGAUCGAGGCUUUUAAUGAAACUAUAAAGAUAUUUGAAGAGCAAUGCCAAACACAAGAGCGGUACAGCAAGGAGUAUAUUGAGAAGUUCAGGAGAGAAGGCAACGACAAAGAGAUCCAGAGGAUCCUGGGAAACUAUGAAAAGUUGAAAUCAAGGAUAAGUGAAAUUGUAGACAGCAAGCGGCGCCUGGAGGAAGAUCUGAAGAAACAGGCGGCAGACUACAGGGAGAUCGACAAGAGAAUGAACAGCAUCAAGCCCGACCUCAUCCAGCUCCGCAAGACCAGAGACCAGUAUCUUAUGUGGUUGACCCAGAAAGGAGUAAGACAGAAGAAACUCAACGAGUGGCUGGGCCUCAAGAACGAGAACACAGAAGAUCAAUUUUCUAUGGUUGACGAUGAUGAAGACCUUCCUCAUCACGAUGAGCGGUCCUGGAAACUGGGCAACAUCAAACGACUACAGGCUGAGGGUCUACUCCAGGGCAAAAGAGACGGAACAUUCCUGGUUCGAGAGAGCAGCAAAGCAGGCUGCUACGCCUGCAGUGUUGUUGUGGACGGCGAGGUGAAACACUGCGUCAUCAACAGGACCCCCUCAGGUUAUGGCUUCGCUGAGCCCUACAACCUGUACAGCUCAUUAAAAGAACUCGUACUUCACUACCAGCACACGUCUUUGGUCCAGCACAAUGACUCUCUGAAUGUGACGCUAGCAUACCCCGUUUAUGCCCAGCAGAGACGGUGAGGACCCGAAUGUUUCCACGUGGACACAAAGAAAAGGCCUCACAGGCGAUGGCAAUACACGUCCUUGGACUCCCUGAUUGAAACGAGGAAA
Molecule: messenger RNA, 2919 nt
Organism: Monopterus albus (swamp eel)
Lineage: Eukaryota; Metazoa; Chordata; Actinopteri; Synbranchiformes; Synbranchidae
Gene: pik3r1
Product: phosphoinositide-3-kinase, regulatory subunit 1 (alpha)
Exons: 15
Coding region: 646-2829 (727 amino acids)
Biological process (GO): insulin receptor signaling pathway; phosphatidylinositol phosphate biosynthetic process
Cellular component (GO): phosphatidylinositol 3-kinase complex
Molecular function (GO): 1-phosphatidylinositol-3-kinase regulator activity; protein binding
Source: RefSeq, a predicted model, not a curated record